AUGGAUAUGAAGGGAUUUUUCAUGGUUGCUAUAGUGUUGUGGUCACUUUCAUAUUAUUGCAAAUCUCAAGAACAACCAAUGCAAUUAUCAAGAGAUGAAGAACUAGAAAUAGAGAACCAACUUGAACGAUUGAACAAGUCAUCCGUCAAGGCUAUAAAAACACAAAAUGGAGAUAUUUAUGAUUGUGUUGAUUUUUACAAACAACCUGCAUUUGAUCAUCCUUUACUAAAGAACCACAAUUAUGAUUUUCAGAUGAUGCCUUCUUCUCGCCCUAAGGUGAUGAUGAAUGAAAACAAGCCCCCAAAUAAUGUGCAACAAGUAUCAAUAAAAAGUGGGUUUAAGGAUAAAAUAUGUCCAUAUGGAACAGUUCCAAUAAAAAGAACAACCAAGCAAGAUCUUAUUAGAACCAAAUUGUUUACAAAGUCCUAUUCUGCAAGAAUUAGUUCCCCCGCACCUGAAAAUGCCAGUUUUCAUCAUGCGAUUGUUCGAACAAAAUCGGAUCCUAACAAGAAGUAUAAUGGAGGUGGAACAAGUGCAAGCUAUUAUACACUAUAUAAUGUCAGUAGCUCACAAUAUACUUCAGGUCGAAUUAAAAUACAAAAUGGAGUCGAUAGCAUUCAAGCUGGUUGGACGGUAAAUCCUACUUUAUAUGGGGAUAGUGAAACUCGAGUUUUCAUAUAUUUUCAAGCUGGUGAAAUAUCUUGUUUUAAUACGAGGUGUCCAGGUUUUGUUUUAACUGGCCCUCGUUCUAUAGAAGAUUCUUAUCUAAAUGAAACUCACCCGGGAAGUUUUCCUGUAAAGGAAUUCAAAAUUUCAAUUUAUAGGGAUCAAGUUUCUGGAAAUUGGUGGCUUGAGUUUUCAGACAUUCAAAUUGGAUAUUGGCCAUCAAUCAUAUUUAGUGACUUGAAAGACCUGGCUACGUACAUUGAAUGGGGAGGAGAAACUUAUAGUCCAAUUGGUCAACCUGGUCCUCCGAUGGGUUCUGGUUUAUUUCUGAAAAAAGAUGCUCGUUAUGAUGCAUAUUGCAGAGCAUUAUCAACUAUUAAUGAGGCCUACAUUCAAGAAGAUGCUAAAAAUACAGAAAAAUAUUCAAUUGAUAUUGACUUUUAUUUAGUUCAAGAUUGGGGAUUUGUACCUGAAUUUCGACAUGUCAUGACAUAUGGGGGCCCUGGCCCUAGAUGAUUUCUCUACAAUGUAUUACAACCAAUAAACUCUUA
Messenger RNA from Humulus lupulus (European hop), 1217 nucleotides. Its product is annotated as protein neprosin-like. The record is from RefSeq and is a predicted model, not a curated record. Bases 1 to 1182 code for a protein of 393 amino acids. The transcript has 7 exons. Lineage: Eukaryota; Viridiplantae; Streptophyta; Magnoliopsida; Rosales; Cannabaceae.